This is a messenger RNA of Etheostoma spectabile (orangethroat darter), 2697 nucleotides long. It is a transcript of the gene gxylt1a, whose product is annotated as glucoside xylosyltransferase 1a. The transcript is spliced from 8 exons. Bases 125 to 1462 code for a protein of 445 amino acids. NCBI's taxonomy places the organism in Eukaryota, Metazoa, Chordata, Actinopteri, Perciformes, Percidae. Gene Ontology annotation, molecular function: UDP-xylosyltransferase activity. Gene Ontology annotation, biological process: protein O-linked glycosylation via N-acetylgalactosamine. The record is from RefSeq and is a predicted model, not a curated record.
AACUGUAAACACCAACUGUCUUAAUUUAACUGUCUGAAUAGAUUGUUAGCUGGUAGCACAACCGAUGGUAGCUAGCUGAUACCAACAAACAUGUUCCGUUAGCGCAUAAAACUUGAAACGCAAAAUGCGAUGCUAUCUUCAAGCAUUUCUCCUGUGCAUGGUCUUCACUUUCUUUUCACUGUUGUAUGUGUUCAACCAACUCGCCUCCACCUUGGAGGACAGAGACGACUGGAACCUGAAAGAACAGGGGGUAACCGACAAGCGCAGUCAUGACUACGGGCACCUUCUCAGGAAAAAGCCAGGACUGACGGGCCUUCCAGACAGCGAAGAAGAGCUUGACAGGUGUAAAUCACUGUCAGUUUCUUACUGGAAUCCAUAUCGGAGACUACCUGCUGAUGUUUGUGGAGUGAACUGCUUAUUGGAAUCAUCUCUUAGAGAGAGGUCCGGUUCUGCAGUCAAGGAACAUAGGGAUGAAAGAAGUCACCUGGCUGUGGUGGCCUGUGGCCCCAGGCUAGAGGAAACUCUUACCAUGUUAAAGUCUGCUGUUCUCCUCAGCAAAAAGCCUCUGCACUUUUACAUCUUUGCUGAGGAUGAUCUACAUAACCACUUCAGAAAUGCUCUGGACUCCUGGCCCAGGACUGUUCAGACCAAGUUUAACUUCACCAUCUACCCCAUCACUUUUCCAAAGGAGAAUGUGAAGGAGUGGAAGAAGCUCUUCAAACCGUGUGCCUCUCAGAGGCUUUUCCUGCCACUGAUCCUAAAGGAGGUGGAUUCUUUGCUGUAUGUAGACACAGAUAUAAUUUUUUUGCAGCCAGUAGAGGAUAUCUGGGCCCUUUUUGCUCAGUUCAAAUCGAACCACAUAGCUGCCAUGGCUCCAGAGCACGAGGAGCCACGCAUCGGCUGGUACAACCGUUUCGCCCGCCAUCCUUACUAUGGCAAGACGGGAAUCAACUCAGGGGUCAUGCUCAUGAAUAUGACGCGCCUCAGGGAGAAAUCCUUUAAGAAUGACAUGACAAUAGUUGCACUGAAGUGGGAGGAAAUUCUGAUGCCCCUUCUCCAGAAGUAUAAACUCAAUAUCACCUGGGGGGACCAAGACCUUCUUAAUAUCAUAUUUCACCAUAAUCCAGAAAGCCUAUAUGUGUUCCCCUGCCAGUGGAACUACCGUCCAGAUCACUGUAUCUAUGGCAGCAACUGUCAACAGGCUGAUCAAGAAGGUGUCUUCAUUCUCCAUGGUAACAGGGGAGUUUACCAUGAUGACAAGCAGCCUGCAUUUCGAGCUGUCUACGAGGCCAUCCAAAAGUACACAUUCGGUGAGGACAUGGAAUUCUCACUGCUUCAACCACUGGAAGUGUCGCUACAGGCAACCACAAAUACCUACUGUGGAAGAGCCAGUCACCUGUUUACAAAGAAGUUAAAACAGAGCAUCAUGUCUGUUCAACAAGAUGCUGUACAGAAAAGAUGAUCAGGACAGCACUCUUAUAUCACUGAUAUCAUGAUUAGUGUCUUCAUUUCUCUCUGGAAGGGAAUAUUUAAAUGUAAGACACUCCGGUGAAGACCAUGAGCAAACAGACUCAGGUCACCUCUGAACCGUUAUCGGUUUACAAACUGCAUAUCAAGAUUGGAAAUGGGGAAGGGUAAUCUGUUGAACAGGUUAUAUUUUAUAUUCUUAGUGAAGCCAAUGUGGGUACAUAUCUGUCCAAUGAACAAACAAUCAGGUCACACAUGCUUUCUCGCCAUGCGGGAAAAUGCACAGACACUUUUUAGAAAAAAACUUACAAUCAUUUUGUACAAUUGUCUAAGGACUUUGGGGGAAGAUGAAUGCAUUAGGGUACUUAAAUAUGUACAUAUUAUCAAGGUUAUUUUAUUAGUUUAUAAUUUUGCAUACAGGUUUUGUACUAGAGUUUUUGUCACUGCAGUAUACCACGGAAAAGGGUUAUCUUCACCAUGUUUACGUAUGUGUCACAUUGUUUUUUAAACAAAACAAAUGCUCAUUAAGAAUACUUAAAACAUAUAGAAUAUGAUCAUUAUUUAUUAUUGUUGGACAUCUGUGAAAGGAUGUACUUUUGAUCUCUACCUUAAAACGUUAACAUGAUGCUAUGGUUUCAUAUAUUCUGCUAUGGGAGUUUGUCAAAGAAUUGUUUACUGUACAUUGUAAUAGCAUUUACGUAAUUUCAGUAACUUUACCAACAUGAGCAUGUUUUCCUAAAACUGGAACAAUUUCCUUGAAGGCAGUUUGUUUUCAACCAAGCCAGAUAGUGUCAUGAAAUUAGCUGCCAGACAGGUUUAGCAAAACAUUUGCACAAUUGAUAUAAGAAAAUGGGGGAUUGUAACAACAUAGUACAUAUCUGUCAUGUGAAUGUAUUACUCAAAAGCCAGUAUAGACACUGAAUUAUAUAUCAAAUGAAGUAAAUAUUUUAUCAAAAAGCAUUUCCAAUGGUGUCUGUAAAACCGAAUGUAGUAUCUCUAAAAUAUGUAUGCUUGUAAUUAGGUGAAAUUGGGAAAAAGUUGUAAAAUUUUAAAUUGGACAAUGCUCUAAAGUAUAUAAUAUGGUUUGGAAUUACCUUGCUUUAGGAGUAAAUAUACAGUAUUUUGGGCUGCAUAUUACCCCAAACAAUAUUGCACAAAAAGGAAAGAAUUACAACAAGUGUUUGUAAUAAGUAAAAUUAAUUAUGGUGUUAUUAAAUUAUUGGACUGAAA